GAUCCAGUCAGUCUAGUGCAAAUUUUGGAAUGGUUUGAUGUUUAUUGUAUAAGAUCUCAUCGUCUUGCGUGAAAUAUAAUUUUAUUUUAUCAUUUGAUACCCAAUAAUAAUGUGUUUUAGUAAAAGUGGAUCAAACAGUUAAAAUGUAACAGUCGCGCAUAGUUUUAAGAAAUCAUCUGGUAUGAAGGUGGCCCAGUAUCGGUGAAAAAUUUUCGUUGGAAGUUUUGCUCAAUUUCGCAUAUGAUUAGAGGAUUAUUGCACUAAUCGAGCUGCUGCACCUGUUUCGUGAAUCUAUUAAACUGUAUAAUAGUAUGUGACGUGACAGGAAGCAAUCAUCAUUGUUCGUCAUAGUUCGUCAAAUAAUCAAUCUUCAUUUGAUGAAAUUGGUGAGAAUUGUGUAACUAAUCAUGGCUUCCAAAAUGAGCGUUGAAGGCAGAGCCAACGAAAAUUCAGCAAAGGACAAAAAAUAUAUACCCGUUGCUGAGUUUUACCAUGGUAGAAGCAUCUUCAUUACUGGAGGAACUGGCUUCAUGGGGAAGGUUCUCAUCGAAAAACUGCUACGCUCUUGUCCAGGUAUAAAAAAUAUUUUCAUCCUGAUUCGUCCAAAGCGAGGCCAGGAUAUAUCGGCGAGGUUAACGGAAAUUUUAAAUAGUCCGCUAUUCGAUAGAAUACGGGACGAAAAUCCAGCCAACCUAAAAAAAGUCAUUCCAAUAAAUGGUGACAUUACGCUAAACGAACUCGGAAUAUCGGAAAUCGAUCAGAUCACGAUAUGCCAAGAGGUGUCCAUAGUGUUCCAUUCCGCAGCUACAGUAAAGUUUGAUGAAAAAAUUAAACAAUCCGUCACAAUCAACAUGAUAGGAACAAAGCAGUUGAUGGAACUGUGCCACAGAAUGCUGUGUUUGGAUGCCCUAGUGCAUGUGUCGACAGCAUAUUGUAAUUGCGAUCGAAAAGAGGUGACCGAAAUUAUUUACCCACCCCCAUAUAACCCGGAUGAUAUUAUUCAGUUGGUUAGAUGGUUCCCGGAAGAUAUUUUAGAAAAGUUAACCCCGUCACUAAUUGGCAACCGACCCAACAGUUACACAUUCACCAAGGCCAUGGCAGAACACAUGCUCCUGAAAGAAGCAAAGGGAUUACCAGUGUCAAUUGUUAGACCAUCCAUUGUCUUGUCCAGUUUCAAGGAACCAGUGAGCGGUUGGGUAGAUAACUUCAAUGGUCCAACCGGUAUUGUUUCGGCUGUCAGUAAGGGCCUGUUCAGAACUAUUCUAUGUGAAGAAUCCUGUGUGGCUGACCUGAUACCGGUGGAUUUAGUUAUAAACCUCAUGAUUGUUACCGCAUGGUAUACGGCUUCUCGCAAGGGUGCCAAUAAUAUCACAGUUUAUAAUUGCACAAGUGGCAUCGAUAAUCCCAUAACAUGGGGAUCUUUUGUAGGAAUGUGCAUAGAUAAUAUGAGAAAGCAUCCGAUAGAGGGCGUAUUGUGGUUUCCGACAGGAAAUUUGCGAACAAAUAAAGCUUUGAAUCUUAUUCAUGGAUUUUUAGUGCACUUCAUUCCAGCAAUUUUCCUAGAUUUAGUUUCUAUUGCAACUGGACGAAAACCAAUAAUGAAAAUUGUUCAAAUGAAGUUGGGCAAGGCCGCGACAUGUUUGCAAUAUUUUACCAAUGCUCAGUGGCGCUUCCGCAAUGAUAAUGUAAAACAUCUAUUGUCUCAUCUCAGUUCCGAAGACAGAAAUACAUUCCAAUUUGACGUCGGCACUAUUGAUUGGCACGAAUAUAUCGAAAGAUAUGUAUUAGGCUUUCGCGAGUUCUUGUUCAAACAAAAUCCUCAGUCUCUAGAAAAAUGUAGAAAUAAUAUGUACAAAUUGUAUAUUCUCCAUCAGUUUUUCAAACUGAUAAUGGUCGGUUGCAUGUGGCGAUUUCUACUAAAAAAAUCGGAUCGGUUACGUAAUAUUUGGUCUAAGCUUCUAAAUGCUUUUGCGCGCGUUAUUAACGUUUUAGCUCUUUUCUAAUAUUUCGUUCAUCUAGAAAAUGAGAGGGGGUUGCAACAUCUAUUUAAUUUAUUAGUCCAUAUGUAUAUUUAUUCCAACCAUAAAAGUUUACCUGGGCAAAAAAUAGCAUGCAUAAUAAAACGAUACCAAGUGA
This is a messenger RNA of Armigeres subalbatus, 2136 nucleotides long. RefSeq names its product putative fatty acyl-CoA reductase CG5065. The coding region runs from base 408 to 2003 and encodes 531 amino acids. Lineage: Eukaryota; Metazoa; Arthropoda; Insecta; Diptera; Culicidae. Gene Ontology annotation, molecular function: alcohol-forming very long-chain fatty acyl-CoA reductase (NADP+) activity. The record is from RefSeq and is a predicted model, not a curated record. Gene Ontology annotation, biological process: long-chain fatty-acyl-CoA metabolic process. The transcript is spliced from 11 exons. Gene Ontology annotation, cellular component: peroxisome.